Peromyscus eremicus (cactus mouse) is the source of this 6823-nucleotide messenger RNA. RefSeq names its product RE1 silencing transcription factor (gene Rest). The record is from RefSeq and is a predicted model, not a curated record. Lineage: Eukaryota; Metazoa; Chordata; Mammalia; Rodentia; Cricetidae. The coding region runs from base 111 to 3368 and encodes 1085 amino acids. Gene Ontology annotation, cellular component: nucleus. The transcript is spliced from 4 exons. Gene Ontology annotation, biological process: regulation of gene expression.
GCGACGGCCCGCGUGGGGCCCCUCGGAGAGACCGAGACCGGCAACCUCGGGAGGGCGCCGCCGAGCCCCGGCCCAGGCCCGAUCCGGACGCCGGCGGCGAGGGUGCAGUCAUGGCCACCCAGGUGAUGGGGCAGUCUUCUGGAGGAGGAAGUUUGUUCAGCAACAGCAGCAACAUGGGCAUGGCCUUACCCAACGACAUGUAUGACUUGCAUGAGCUCUCCAAAGCCGAGCUGGCUGCACCUCAGCUCAUCAUGUUAGCAAAUGUGGCCUUGACUGGGGAAGUCAACGGCAGCUGCUGUGACUACCUGGUCGGAGAGGAAAGGCAGAUGGCAGAAUUGAUGCCCGUGGGGGACAACAACUUCUCAGACAGCGAAGGGGAAGGACUUGAAGAGUCUGCUGAACUAAAAGGUGACCCCAGUGGGCUGGUAAACAUGGAGCUGAGAAGCUUGGAGCUAAACGCCGUGGAACCACAGCCUGUAUUUGAAGCAUCCCCUGCCCCAGAAACGUACAACUCGAAUAAAGAUCUCCCUCCCGAAACGCUUGGGACCGAGGACAAAUGCAAGAACUUGAAGGCCAAGCCCUUCCGCUGCAAGCCCUGCCAGUAUGAGGCAGAGUCUGAAGAGCAGUUCGUACAUCACAUCAGGGUUCACAGCGCCAAAAAGUUUUUUGUGGAAGAAAGUGCAGAAAAACAGGCCAAAGCCAGGGAGUCUGGCUCUUGUACGGCAGAGGAGGGGGAUUUCUCCAAGGGCCCCAUCCGCUGUGAUCGCUGUGGCUACAAUACCAACCGAUAUGAUCAUUACACUGCUCACCUCAAGCAUCACACCAGGGCCGGGGAUAAUGAGCGAGUCUACAAGUGUAUCAUUUGCACAUACACAACAGUGAGCGAGUACCACUGGAGGAAACACUUGAGGAACCAUUUUCCUAGAAAAGUCUACACGUGUAGCAAAUGCAACUAUUUUUCAGACAGAAAAAAUAAUUAUGUCCAGCAUGUUCGAACUCAUACAGGAGAACGCCCUUAUAAAUGUGAACUUUGUCCUUACUCGAGUUCUCAGAAGACUCAUCUAACUCGACACAUGCGUACUCAUUCAGGUGAGAAGCCAUUUAAGUGUGAUCAGUGCAGUUAUGUGGCUUCAAAUCAGCACGAAGUGACCCGACAUGCAAGACAGGUUCACAACGGGCCCAAACCUCUUAAUUGCCCUCACUGUGACUACAAAACGGCAGAUAGAAGCAACUUCAAAAAACACGUAGAGCUGCACGUUAACCCGCGCCAGUUCAACUGCCCCGUGUGUGACUACGCCGCCUCCAAGAAGUGUAACCUACAGUAUCAUUUCAAGUCGAAGCAUCCUACCUGUCCUAGUAAGACGAUGGAUGUCUCCAAAGUGAAACUAAAGAAAAUCAAGAAGAGAGAGGCCGACUUGCAUAGUCACCCCACCUGGGACAAGACAGAGACAGAGCAAACAAAAACAAAGGGAGAGAUGCCGGCCAAGAAAAACGAGAAACCCGCGAAAGUAGAGAAAAAGGAUGUUUCAAAAGAGAAGAAGUCUUGUGGCAGUGUCUCAGUGGUCCAGGUAACUACCAGAACUCGGAAAUCCGCGACGGAGGCUAAGGCAGCAGAGACGAAACACAUAGAUGUACAUACAGGAAAUAAUAAAGAGAAAGUCAGUAAAGCCAAGAAAAACAAAAGAAAGGCGGAUGCUGAAGCCCAUCCCUCAGAUGAGCCUGUGAACGAGGAACCAGCGACAAAAAAGAAAAAAAAGAUGGAAAGCAAAUCCAAAAAUAGUACCGAGGUGCCAAAGGAUGACAGCAAGACGGAGCAGACGAAGGGGGACGAUAAAAAGCAAAAUACUUCCGUUAAAAAAGGUGCAAAGAAGAAAGCUCAAAAAGGUAAAUCAAGUAAGAAAGGCAGCAGACCUGCUCAGGAGACGCAGAAGGAGACAGAGCCUCCUUCCAUGGAGCUGGCUCAGGGGGAGGUCUCUUCCGUUCCUGCGCUCACUCAGGUGGUGGUCACCCCUACAGGUUCUACUCAGCCCGGGCUUCCUUCUCCCAUGGAUAUUGCUCAGACAGGGCCUGCUCAGAUGGAGCAGCCUCCGCCCAUGGAGCCUCCUCAGAGGGAGCCUCCUUCUUCCCUGGAGCUUCCUCAGAGGGAGCCACCUCUGCCCAUGGAGCUUCCUCCGAGGGAGCCACCUCCUCCCAUGGAGCCUGCUCAGAGGGAGCUGCCUUCUCCCAUGGAGCUUCCUCAGAGGGAGCCGCCUCCUCCCAUAGAGCCUCCAAAGAUGGAGCAGCCUCUUCCCAUGGAGCAUGAUCAGAGGGAGCCGCCUCCUCCCAUAGAGCCUCCAAAGAUGGAGCAGCCUCUUCCCAUGGAGCCUGAUCAGAUGGAGCCGCCUCCUCCCAUAGAGUCUCAGCGGGGACAUUGUCAGAAGAAGCUGCUUUGUCCUUUGGACCAUGCUCAGGUGGAGGUUGCUCCGACAGGGCCUCCUCACACAGGAUCUGUUCAGAAGGAACCUCCUGCUGCCAUGGAGCCACCUCUUCAAGUCAAAACAAUCACCAAAAGGUCAUCUCCCCGAAAAGAGAGUACAAAGGAGAAGUCGAGCACGCGGAGUGAGGUGGUGCGGCAGGAGCAAGUCCUUAUUGAAGUUGGCUUAGUGCCUGUUAGAGAUAGCCAGCUUCUGAACGGAAGCAAGCGUGCACAGGAUCUUCCAGCCCCAUCAUCAGCAUCGCCAAAGGGAAACUCAGGAAGAGACGAGACACCCAAGGACCAAGAAAUUGGCUCUGAUGGGGAAGGAAAUAAAAUAGCCCCUCUCAAGAAAGUAGGAACAGAGGAAGCUGGCGAGAGUCUAGCUACGCUUGCUGCUCCCAAGGAAUCUACCAGUGUCUUAUCCUCGGAACAGAACUCAAAUGUGUCAGAUGGUGAAACGUUACAUGCUAAGUGUCAGACUGGUUCAGCUGGGCUUUGUGAAAUGGAAGUGGACACUGAGCAGAACACAGACAGUGUCCCUGUGAAAGCCUCAGCAGCCGAACCUCCUGUCCCAUCCCCAACUGUGACGGCCUCGCCUCCUAUCACUUUGGCUGAAAACGAGUCUCCGGAAAUUGAUGAGGAUGAAGGCAUCCAUAGCCAUGAUGGAAGUGACCUGAGUGAUAAUAUGUCAGAGGGUAGUGACGAUUCUGGACUGCAUGGGGCUCGGCCAAUGCCACAAGAAGCAAGUUCAAAAAAUGGGAAGGAGGGGUUGGCAGUUAAAGUAACUGAGGGAGAGUUUGUUUGUAUUUUCUGUGAUCGUUCUUUCAGAAAGGAAAAGGAUUACAGCAAGCACCUCAAUCGCCAUCUGGUUAAUGUAUACUUCCUUGAAAAGGCAGCCGAGGGGCAGGAGUAGUGAGCCCGUGGAGUGCGGCUCCUCACAGUUUGUAAGCAUGCCUCACUUUUAGUUUAAGGCAGUAGACACACACAAGCUCGCUUUAAUUAGUGUCCAGUGCUGAUUUGUAAGUGACAUUAUUUUCUUAGGAUUGUAUGUGUUACCUAGUGACUUGCAAAAAUCUUAGCAAAUCCUAGGGAGUUAAUGUAAGAAAACAGAUACUUACAUCUGUUAGCUUGUGCAGUGAAGUGAAGUGAAGUGAAGGCAGGAUGGUGGAUGACGUUCUCCUGGGUGUCUACCUGCAACCUGUCGGGUUUUCUGUCCUUUUCACCAGUUUCUAUUUUUAGUUCCUUGUUUAGGUUGAUAAAAAUUGGCGUAGCAAAUUACUUGAAGAAUUUGCCUGCUUUAUAUAAGUAAAGUUAGCACUUUAAGGUUUCUUUAGAGAUGAGAAAAGACAUUUAAAUUGAAGAAAAAUACUUUCAACAGUGGACAUUGUAUCUGUCCAGGUAAUUGCUUCCUGACUUAUGGUCAAUAUUUUGUGCUUCUAUGUUAAUCAUUAUAAAAAGUGAUUUUUGGUGUUUUUGUUUUUAUUUUUUAUUUUGGUGCUUUACUGGCUUAAGAUGUUGCACAUGUUUUUUUUUUGUUUUGUUUUUUUUUAACCUAUGCAGUUAAUUCCCCUUUCCCCCCUAGAAAUAGCAUUGUGUUUAAUAGUAACACUUUAUACAUAUAUGCAUGUGUUUUGUUUUUUUUUUUUCUUUUGGGGGUUACUUUUAGGCUUGUUUGCAAAAGGGCCGUUUUUUCUGUGCUGCAGUUGUCUUUUUUGCCGAACAAUAGUGUGUGCAAGUUUAUGAGCAAUGGAACAUGCAGGUUCAAUCCAUUGUUUUUUAUUUUUAUUUUUUUAAUUUUAACCUCUUUAUCUAUGCCAGAAGCAGUUUCAUGUAAGUUAUUUUGAAUGGCGAGCAUCUGUGUAAUUCCACAGUUCUCCGAGUCUGGUUUUUGCAGUAAGCCACUAGAUCCCAUAUUGAACAAAAUUUAAUCUCAGCUAUCAGCCAUUAGAGUUUUUUACUUUGCUGUUUCUAGCUUAUUUCUUACAGAGUGAGAAGUCAUUCUUUGAAGAGUUUCUUUUUUCAAUAGAUGGCUGAUGUUGGGAUGGUUACUCAAAUCAAGUGAUGAGUGACAACCCAAGUCAUCCUUGGAAACAGCAAAUCUGUAGCCCAACAUAAUUAUCCUUUAAACUAGAGAAUAUCACUUGUGAGAAAGCCAUCAUGGCCACAUGGCUGAUCUAGAGUCGAGUGCCGAGUUCUGGCAAACAGCUGCAUCUUUCUUCCAAUGAGUACCUGAACAGGGCUGAUGUUAAUUAUGUAUAGUCCAGAUUUUAAGAAUCAUACUUUCUCAGGGAUCUCCACAAACUAGUGGGUGUCCUCGCUGCCCCUGUGAGACAGCCUCUGUACGGGAGAGGCCUCAAGUGACUUUGUUCCUGGUGUUCCUCUGGGGACACCUGUGUGAGAAAACGCAUGCUCCAGAACCAGCUCUCUGUGUCCUUUGGCCAAUGCCGGAGUGUGAAAUAAUCCAAUGUGGGAUUUUUCUUACUGGUGGAAACAAAGUAUGAUCCCAAUCGGGAAUUGUGACAUUUUGAUGGUCAUGUUCUGUUUUGAAAUAACCUCUGUGUAUUUCAUUUAUUUUCUUUUACCUGGCGAUCUCUGAGCAGGCUUCAGAUUUUGACAGUUGAUAAAAGAUACGACAAGCAUUAAUGUGUGGGUGAAAAGCUUGGUGAAAUUCUGAGUGAAGUUUUAGUUAAAGUUGGUUGAACUUGGGAUUGACUGGGAGGCCAAAGAUUUAAAAAGCAGAAGAUUCUCUCAAGACACAAGUUGUGUGGUAAUAGUGUGUUUUGUGUGUGUGAAUGAGAAUUUGUAAAUGUUGAAUUCUAGGCUCCGACAAUCAUUGUCAGUGCGGAUCAAGCUGCACGUAUUUAUGUUUUAAAACUUAAAUUAUAAAGCUAGUUAUGUCUUUCUAACAACUAGUUUUAAUGUUUAUGAGCAUAUUUUACCUACAUUACCUUUUCAAGAUGUUGAGAAAGACGCAUCACAAGCACAGGCUGGAGGCUGGGGGCUAGCUGGUUUUGAGGAGGAAGAGGUCUUGGUGGACUCUUUCAUAGAGCAAAGGGAAGCAAUGCCUUCUGGGAAUUGAGCUAAGUUUUAAUCUAGUCUUUAAGAUUAGAAGUCAAAAAACAAAAAUAUAAAGGAAAUUAAAACCUGAUUGAUCUUUGAAGCAUUGUUACGUGGAAUUGAGUGGGACUUUUGAGGCCUUUCUUCCAGAAAACAAGGACUUGGUUGUCAGGCCUAUAUUAGGCCUAAACCUUGGUGCCAUGUAUUUGUACUUAAAUCAUUUCAAUGGAAAGUGUCUUAGUGAUUGGAACUUCUAGUGCAGUUUGGAGUUCUUCCAUUUGAAAAAUGUGAUAUUUGCAUGGGAUUGUUUAAAUCUUGUUUUCUAGUCCCUCCCCAUCACCACCCUCAUAGUCUGAAGGUAGAUUUUUCUCUUGAUAAAGGAACAAAAAAAGUGAACAUCUUGUUUGUAAAUUGGUAUCUAGUAACUAGUGGUAAACUUGAAAUGGUAGAAUUCUUUAAAGCCUAAUUCUCGGUAGCCUUAGGAAAAUGUAUCUUAAUUAUUUUUGAACCUGUAUUCACCUUGUUUUUUCAAAUAUCUUAAGUUAUAUUUUCUUUUUCAGAGCUGCUUCUUAUUUGGGGCUACUUUUUUUUUUUUUAAUUGAGGCGUAAUUCAUAAAAGGGUACAUUGUUUUGAUGAGACUUUUUACAACUGUGGCUGGAUGUCUUUCUCUAGUCUUCCAAGAAGGGCCAUUUUACUUUUUUAGAGUUACUUUUUAAAGUCAUGAGGUCAACAACUUGGACUACUAUGCAUGUAAGUGCUAAUGCAAAUUAAAGCCCAAGUUGACCUCGAGCAGUUCAUUCUAUGUUGACAGUGAGAGAACACUUUGCCUGUUAGUAUACUGUUACUCGUGGACUGAAAUGCUGAAGAAACCCCUCUCCCUUUUUUGUUUUUACAGAAAUCAAGGUAUAUUCUAGGGUUUCCUGGUUGACCUCAACAGAUAAACUGAGCUGAUAGUCUUAGUUCAGAAAUGAUCUGAAUGUAGAUUUACAGUCUAUGCGUACAGCUGGCUAAGUGAGAUCACUUUUACAGUUCUGCAUGUAUCCCAUGGGCUCCCCAUUAGUUACUGAACUCUUCAAACUGGUAUUGUAACAUUACCACAUGUUUUGCGCCAAUUUUAUAAACUUUACAGUGCAAUAUGUGUUCCUUUUCUGAGGCAAACCAAAGGUAUAUUUCUCAAGGUUCUGCUGCUGUCAGCAGCGUUGAUGGAGGAUCUUUUAUACAUUUGUAAUAGAUAGAAAUAAACCAGAUUGUAGUUUUUGUUUUUCUUUUUUCUUUUUUUUGAAAAUUUAAACCAUGUACCAAGUUUCUGG